Molecule: messenger RNA, 6278 nt
Organism: Thamnophis sirtalis
Lineage: Eukaryota; Metazoa; Chordata; Lepidosauria; Squamata; Natricidae
Source: RefSeq, a predicted model, not a curated record
AGAAGCAAUAGUUGUUGUUAGAGGGAAAAUGGGGGUUAUACUUCGUGUUCUAAUUUCUACUUCCCUGGCCUUUACAAUCUCUGAUAGUUUUCUGAUUAUCCAUGAGCUAAAAGAGCAGUGUAUUUAUGAAAGUCAUAAAAUAGCUUAUGUGGGAAUGUGCAACUUGACCAAUAUUAAUCAGCAGUGGAAUUGGUUGCAAGAAGACAAGCUUCUCCAUCUCAGAACUGGCCAAUGUCUGGCCAUCACCAGGUCCAAGGUUGCACAUUCCAGCAAGGUGAUUGUUGCCAACUGCUCUGAGGCUCCUAGCUGGACUUGUUACAGCAGUGAAGGCCUCCUAGAGGUGAAAAACAGCUCUCUCUUCCUUGAGAAACGAAGUUCAAGAGUAGUUGUGAAGAAGGGCAGGAAAUAUCCCCAUAGUUGGAAAAAACUUGAUGUCAAUGAGAAAGGAGAGACCAUCCAUGAAAAUCUUUGUUCAAAGAUUGAUUUCCAAGAUGCUGAACCAUUGGCUCAGAGCACUAAAAAUACAUCCCUUCCCUUUAAUCCUAUAACACAUAAUCCACAGAAUUUUCUUGGCAGUAGCAACACGAUGAUUUCCAUCAGAAAUGUUACAGAAAGCAAUUAUAAGGCUAUGGGAAAAUUCAGUCUUAACCAGAAUUUAUUUGAAGUGACAGAAAAAAACUGGACUCCUACAACUACCUAUCAUUUCUCUAGCACUACAAAAGAGAGUGGUCUAGCUGCUCCAGUCAAAUGCACCAUCAACCAGACAGAAUGGAAGGUCUCCAGCCAGUCGGUUUAUCUCAGAUGGAACAGUUCGGGCAACUCCUGUAAUUUCAGCGUAAUCUGCAGCUCCAGCAAGGUUUUAUCCAGGGAUUGCCAAGCCAUCCAGAAGGACAAUGGUUCCUAUGAAUGCAACUUCAAUGGCUUGGAAGCUGGGACUUUGUACUCGCUCAGGAUUGUUUCUCUCUCUGAUGGAGAAACUAGCAAUGUCACCCUGCAAACAGAUGUGUUGCCCCCUGCAAGAUUUGAAAUUAAGAAAGACAAAGUUACAACCACCACUUUACAGGUUUGGUGGAGCCCAUCCUUAGGGAAAGUGGAUUGGUAUGAACUACAAUUACUUAAUGGCAUCAAAAAAGUGGAAGAGAUUCUAGUUCCUGGAGGCAUUUCUAGAAGUGAUCAGAUAUUUGCCAAUCUCAUCCCUGGCAAUAAAUACACCAUCACCAUCAGAGCAGUUGCUGGAAAUAAAAAAAGCUCAUCAGUUGACAUCAGUGGGUCUACUGUUCCUUCACCAGUCAAAAAUAUCAAGAUCUUGAGUGAGAUGCAGUCAUUUCAUAUUUCGUGGUUGCCAGGAGCUGGUCAUGUGGAUCAAUAUAGGCUGGUUUUGCUGGAGAAAGAUAUUCUAAUUCAACAGAUGAAUCUAGAGAAAGAUAUUUUGUCAUACAAUUUUUCAGGAUUAAUACCGGGAUGUCUUUAUAAUUUGACAAUUAUUUCCAAGGCUCGGGGGAUGGAGAACUAUAAUGUAAGACUAGUAAGAACUGCUCCAGCCAAAGUCCUAGAUCUGGUGAUAGCUAAUGAUGAUAGUCUGGAUACACUGAAAGUAUCAUGGAAGAGGCCUUCAGGGAUCCUUGAUUUCUACAAUGUCACCAUAUUUCAACAUGGGUCUUUUAAGGAAAGUAAAAUUUUACAAGCACAAGUCACAGAGACUUAUUUUGACAAGCUAAUUUCUGGAAGUCUGUAUGAAGUGAAUGUCAAUGCAAUCAGUGGUGAAUUAUUCACCAAAGUGACAGCUCGUGGAAGGACAACUCCCCAAAAAGUUUCAGAAUUGAAAGUAGACAGCAUGGGUUGGUCGAGAUGUCUAAAAGUAAAUUGGCUUCCCCCCACGGGAGAUUGGGACAAAUACCAUAUUUUACUGUUUGACCGCUCUACAUUACUGCUGAAUACUACUCUGGAGAAAGAUAAAAGAGAAUACAUCAUCAAGGAUUUAGCACUUGUUCCUGGAAGACAAUAUGAGGUGGUUGUUAGUGUAGAAAGUGGAGGCUUACAUAAUAAAGCCCACUGCAAAGGCAGAACAGCUCCACAGCCAGUUCUCCAGCUUCGUGUGAAGCAUGCUAAUGAAUCAUCUCUAACAAUCAUGUGGGCGACCCCUCAGUCUGACUGGGAUCACUAUGUGGUUUCACUGGGACACCGGUCCCUCACAAUCGUUAACAGGGCUCUGGCUAAGGAAGCCAAAGAGUUCACUUACACCAAUCUGUCUCCUGGCCGAAAGUACACUGCUAAUGUGACUACCAUAAGUGGGGAUUUGAGUAACUGGACUUCAAUUGUGGGUCAUACAGUUCCAGCACAAGUGAUGAGCUUAAAUGUAGCAAACCAAGGAACAACCAACAGUCUAUUCACCAACUGGAUAAGGCCAAAAGGAGAUGUAGAUUCAUACCAAGUGUUGGUCAUUCAUGAAAAUGUUGUCAUAAAAAAUGACACGGUUCCCAGGGAUACCGAUAAGUACCACUUCCAAUCCUUAAAACCUGGAGGACUCUAUUCAGUGGUUGUUACCACUGUUAGUGGAGGAAUAUCUUCCAGACAAGUGAUCGCUGAAGGAAGAACAGUUCCUUCCAGUGUAAGCGGAGUCACCGUGAACAAUUCAGGGCGGAGUGAUUAUUUGAGUGUUUCCUGGCUGCCAGCUGCAGGGGAUGUGGAUAGCUACAUGGUGGCACUCUCUCAUGGAGGUCAGACUGUCCAUAUCAUCGCCAUUGCAAAAUCCACCAGUGAGUGCUCCUUCAACACACUCACACCGGGUCGUCUCUAUGAUGUAACAAUAACAACCAAGAGUGGGAAAUAUGAAAACCAGUCUUUCGGUCAAGAGAGAACAGUUCCUUCAAAUGUCCAGGGACUCACGGUGAGCAAUUCUGCAAGAAAUGACUAUUUAAAGGUAUCCUGGCUACAUGCCACUGGAGACUACGACAAUUAUGAAGUGAUCAUCAAGCACAACAAUGAUUUCAUUCAAAGAGAAACUGUCGCCAAGGAUGUCAAUGAAUGUGUAUUCACUAACCUGAUUCCAGGAAGGCUUUACAGUGUAACUGUUUGCACAAGGAGUGGAAAAUACGAAACCAGUGAAAGGGCCAAUGGAAGGACAGUUCCAGAAUCUGUAAAAGAGUUGACUCUUAGUGACAGAAGCACUGAAGAUUUAUAUAUUACUUGGUCCAAAGCUGAUGGAGAUGUUGAUCAGUAUGAGAUCCAGCUUCUGUUCAAUGAUAUGAAAGUUUUUCCAUCUCAUCACCUUGAAAAUACUAUCAAAUCAUUCAAGUUUACAUCCCUCACUCCAGGACGCCUUUACAAAAUUGUUGUCAUGACAAUAAGUGGUGAAGCACAGCGUUCUACUUUCAUAGAAGGAUUGACAGUUCCAAGUGCAGUUAAAAAUAUUCAUAUUUCACCUGCCAGAAUGAUGAACAGCUUGAAAGUGAAUUGGACCCCUGGAGGAGGAGAUGUUGAUUCUUAUACUGUCACAAUACUUCAUCAGAACCAUCCCAUUGGUGUCCAGACAGUUUCCAAACAUGUAUAUGAGCACACGUUUAACAAACUAGAAGCAGGGGAGCAGUACACGGUUGUUGUACAGACCAAGAGUGGCUUCCUGCAUAACAAUUCAACUGCUGUUGGACGAACAAUUCCUGCUCCUGUUCAACAAUUGCAUGCAGACAAUGAAUACAGCAGUUAUUCAUUGAUGGUGACAUGGAAUGGUGCUCCUGGGGUAUCUGAACGUUAUGACAUCCUCCUGUUGACUGAGCACGGUGUCCUUCUCCACAACAAAUCAGAACCAGCCACUGCUAAACUACAUAAAUUUGAAGAUUUAACACCAGGCAAAAAAUAUAGAAUACAGAUGUUCACUGUCAGCGGUGGUCUCUUCAGCAGCCGGGCAGAAACUGAAGGGCAAACAGCUCCUGCAGCUGUCACAAAUCUGAAAGUUACAGAACGUACCACUGGACGCUUGUCAUUCAACUGGACUACUUCUCUGGGAGAAUUUGAUAAAUACGAUAUUUUUUUGUAUAAUCCAGACACAUCUCUUCAGGACAGGAAUUCAGGAAACCAGAAUCUCCAAAAGUAUUCCUUCCAGAAUUUGGUGCAAGGCAGACUGUACAAAAUUGUGAUUGUUACUCACAGUGGCAAGCUUACUAAAGAAGCGUUCAUUUUUGCAAGAACAGACCCAGCUCCAGUUAGCAAUCUCAAAGGAUGCAAUAGGAAUAUGACUAACGGCCUAUGGUUUACUUGGAACCCAGCACCAGGAGAUGUUGAUUAUUAUGAAUUACAUCUUUAUAACACAAAUGGUACACAGAAGGAAGCACAACGUGGAAAAGAUCUGACAGAAUGGCAUUUCCAGGGUUUAGUUCCUGGUAGAAAAUAUACUCUUGUCGUGGUUACCUAUAGUGGUGAGCUUUUUAAUUCAGCUAAUACAGAGGGACGAACAGUGCCAAUCCCUCCCAGUACUAUGUCAUUUGCUGAUGUGACCAACACCUCUUUAUCCAUUGCAUGGCUGGGCCCUCCUGAUUGGACAGACUAUGAUGAUUUUGAGUUGCAGUGGACCCCCAAAGAUGCCCUCACAGUCUUCAAUCCUUACAUUAGCAGCAAAUCAAAAGACCGCAUCUUGAAUGGCCUCCACCCAGGGAGGCUCUAUCACUUCAGUAUCAAGACAGUUAGUGGUCCAGUUCGGAAGACUUAUAGUAAACCCCUGCUUGGAACUGUGAGGACAAGGCCGGAGAAAAUACAAAAUUUACAUUGUCGGCCACAGAACUCGACUGCCAUUGCAUGCUCCUGGAUCCCUCCUGACUCUGACUUUGAUGGAUAUAGCGUUGAGUGCAAGAAAAUGGACACAGAGGAGAUAGAAUUCUCUAGGAUCAUAGAGAAAGAAAGAUCUGUAUACAACAUCAUGUCCCUUGUUCCCCACACAAAAUACUCAGUGUCUAUCAAAGUGCAAUCAGCUGACAUGACCAGUGAGAUGGUAACAGGCAAUAGCAUCACUAUGAUAGAUCGCCCUCCUCAACCAGCUGCAUAUAUUCAAGUGAAUAAAAAGGAUGCAAUUAUUACCAAAUCCACUAUCCACUUCACCUUCAAUUGCAGCUGGUUCAGUGAUACCAAUGGAGCUGUGAAGUACUUUACAGUGGUUGUGAGAGAGACUGAUGGCAAUGAAAGAACGAAGCCAGAAGGGCUUCACCCUUUACCCUCUUACUUGGAAUAUAAACUCAACAAUUCCAUCCAGAUCUAUCAAACAGAUUACUUUGCAAGUAAAUGUUCAGAAAGCCCAGAGAGCAUUUCAAGGAGUUUUGAUAUUAAGCUUGGAGCAGAAAUGGAAAAUCUGGGAGGAAAAUGUGAUGCAAAUCAGCAGAAAUAUUGUGAUGGACCAUUAAAGCCCAGGACUGCCUAUAGAAUCUUCAUUUGGAGUUGUAGAAGGCAUGAGCACUGGUUUAUUCUUAAUAAUUAUGGUUAUGGCUAUCACUGGAUUGCUUGUUUGCAGACGAAAAAUAAAAACUGGCCAUGAAAGAGCAACAGCAAAACUAAGCAUUCGUAAGGAUAGGCCAUCAGUUCAUUUGAAUUUGGGACAAAAAGGGAACCGGAAAACAUCCAGCCUAAUAAAAGUAAAUCAAUUGGCAAUAAUUUCCGUAGGGAAUACAUUGCAACUCAAGGACCUUUGCCUGGCACAAAGGAUGAUUUCUGGAAAAUGGCAUGGGAACAGAAUGUUCAUAAUGUUGUCAUGGUAACCCAGUGUGUUGAGAAGGGCCGGGUAAAAUGUGAUCAUUAUUGGCCCUUUGACCAGGAUUCUUUAUAUUAUGGUGAUUUAAUAGUCCAGAUGCUAUCUGAAUCAGUUCUCCCAGAAUGGACAAUAAGAGAGUUUAAGAUUUCCAGUGAAGAGCAGCUCGAUUCUUCUAGAGUUAUUCGUCAAUUUCACUACACUGUAUGGCCAGACCAUGGUGUACCAGAAACCACCCAGUCGCUCAUUCAGUUUGUGAGGACUGUAAGAGAUUAUAUCAAUCGGACCCCUCAGGCUGGGCCAACUGUAGUUCAUUGCAGUGCCGGUGUUGGUCGAACAGGGACAUUCAUUGCACUUGAUCGACUUCUUCAACAGUUGGACUCAAAGGAUUCUGUGGAUAUUUAUGGGGCAGUGUAUGAUCUUAGGCUUCACAGGGUUCACAUGGUUCAAACAGAGGUAAGCUUUAAAUAUAGAAUGGUAAUAUAGUAUUAUCAAAAUGGCUAAAGACCUCCAUGAAAAUCUAUAGAAGAAAACCAAUGUCUCCUUUCCU